AAACAUGAAAAAAGGAAGCGCCGAUGUUUCUUGAUUCUUCUAGUCCAACAGCAAGCAGCAAACUGAAGCAUAAGCCUUCGCCAAAACAACAUCCAUGGAUCAAGAAACAGCUUUGGAUUUAGUCAAACGAGGAGCUACACUUCUUCUUCUCGAUGUUCCUCAGUAUACUCUUAUCGGCAUCGACACUCAGAUUUUUACAGCAGGUCCGGCUUUUAAAGGCAUUAAAAUGAUUCCUCCUGGCCCGCAUUUUCUGUACUAUAGUUCUUCCAGCAGGGAUGGCAAGGAGUUCUCACCAUUCAUUGGCUUCUUUGUUGAUGCUGGUCCUUCCGAGGUGAUUGUUCGUAGGUGGGUUCAUCAAGAGGAAAGAUUGGUGAAAAUAGUAGAGGAUGAGGAAGAGAGAUUUUCUCAAGCAGUUAAAAGCUUAGAGUUUGACAGACAUCUUGGUCCUUAUAAUUUAAACCAGUAUGGAGAAUGGAAGCGCUUGUCCAGCUAUGUUACAAAGCAUGUUAUUGAUCGAAUUGAACCUAUUGGAGGAGAAAUCACAAUUGAAAGCGAGGCUGGGAUAACUAAAGGCAUUCCUAAAACAGCAACGGAAAAAGCUUUAGAUGAGCAAUUGAGGAACAGCAAGUGCUCAGUAGAUGCAUCUGUUGAUAAGUCAAAGAAGAGAGGAUGUUACUAUACUUCAAUUCCUUAUGUUAUCAAACACAGAGGAAUGGAGAGAGCAGAACUUACUUCCUUGAAUCUUGACAAGACAGAAUUGUUAGAACGUAUUUUAGUAAAAGAUUACGAGGGUUCUGAGGACUUGCUUCUUGGGGAGCUGCAAUUUUCCUAUAUCGCAUUCGUGAUGGCCCAAUCACUCGAAGCAUUUUUUCAGUGGAAAUCUCUAGUCAGUCUGUUAUUGGGUUGUACUGAAGCUCCUUUCCGGACAAGGAGUCAACUAUUUACAAAGUUCAUCAAGGUCAUGUACUAUCAGCUGAAAUUUGGACUUCAGAAAGAUAGAGCAGAAAAUAAUGGAGCUGGGGUAGGAGUGCCAACAUUGUUGGAUGAGUCAUGGUUUUCUGCUGACAGCUUUCUACACCGUCUAUGUAAGGAUUUCUUUUUGUUGGUGCAAGAAGCUCCGGUGGUCGAUGGAGAUCUUUUAACAUGGACUAGGAAACUCAAAGAACUGCUCGAGACGAGUCUGGGAUGGGAAUUCCAACAGAACAGUGCUACAGAUGGUAUAUACUUUGAAAAUGAUGACGAGUAUGCUCCUGUGGUUGUGAUGUUGGACGACAACAGCUAUAAUGAAGGCCAAGCAAAUUGAUGAACCUUAAAAACAGACAUUUCCUUCCACUGAGCUACCGUUUUAGGAAAUAUUAGUUUUCUGGUCGGAGGGUUUUGUACAACUUUUGUAUCCGAAUCAUGAAUGGAUGUAAUUAACCUGGUGGAGUAGGCUUCUGUUCAUUUGUUUAGUUUCAGUCUCUCUUAGUGUUUUUUAGCUGGUAAAGUGAUGUUAAUUAUAAAGCUAAUUAUAUCAUAUAGUUUCUUUCUACCUAUUAUAUAAUGAUGAGUAUACUUUUAGAUGA
Molecule: messenger RNA, 1565 nt
Organism: Mercurialis annua (annual mercury)
Lineage: Eukaryota; Viridiplantae; Streptophyta; Magnoliopsida; Malpighiales; Euphorbiaceae
Exons: 13
Coding region: 95-1303 (402 amino acids)
Biological process (GO): spliceosomal tri-snRNP complex assembly
Source: RefSeq, a predicted model, not a curated record